ACCUCUUUGCGAGAAGCUGCUAUAGCUUGUAGGUCGUGUCCCUGCUUACAUUUUCCCAUUGGUACCCACUUGGGUUUAAGUGCGACUCAAGGACCGAACAACUUCACCACUACAUUUGCCAACAUCCACAGCUAUUUAACCACAGCGGCAUUUUUGUUUAGGCAAAACGGCUGCCCCCAGCGUCUUCUACCAUUUGGCGCUCGAACACCUUGCAUCGGGGAGCCCUGGCGCAGCCCACGCGCUUGGAGCUACGUGCUCCUGCGCAAGAUGUGGGCGACAGCGCAGCUUGACAGUUCAUCCGUCGAAACACACUCACCACUUACACGCUAUCAAGUGGUAAACAACACAGUCGUUUCACCGGGGCAUACGCGUGGCGGUGGCGUUCUUCAGCCAAGGAAAGCUCCCAUAAUGUGGCGCUCGCGAGGCGCGAAAGUCAUAAGAACUGUACCAGCCUGGAAGGGCUUGGCCCUGGCAAGCAGGAGUGCAGUUAUUGCACCAUCGCACCCUCGGUCGCCAGGGCCCACGGAUGGCGGGGAAACGUUUUCGCGUUACCUACAAGAAAUGCUCCAGAAGGAGUAUACGCUUGGGUAUAUCGUGAUGAUGAUGCUCAGCAAAGGGGCCUCAGCGCUGUGGGUGCUGCUAGAGUUGCUUUCACACAUGCAGUCCAGCAACACAACGGAUCGCCGACGCCCUCGAAGGCCCUCGUCCCAGCCUCGGAGCCCCUCCUCCGGCCCAGUCCUCUCCCGGGCCUUUAGGGAGCUCUCCGCGCCUCGCGUCUUCUACAUCACCAUUGAGACCAGCAUCACGGUGCCGAGCAACGAGGAGCUCUCUGACGUGCUGCAGCUGCCUCGGCCGGUGCCAGCAACCUCACAGCCUCGGCCCCGGCAGUCCCCUGCAUCCACCCGACCGGAAGGCAUAGGUAUAGGCUCCUUACCGCGCCCGCCCGACAAGCCUACUCCCAACAACCGGCCUAGAAUCAGUGACGGAGGCUGUGGCAGCGGUGUGGGUAGCAGUGGCGGCAGCAACUAUAGCGGUGCUGGUAGCGUCGCCAGCCGCAGUCCCAUCAGCAGUGAAGACGGCGGCAUCGCCGCUAGCUCCGGCGGCAGUGCCGGCGGUGGUGGCGGCAGCGGUCGCAAGAGCGGUGGCGGCGGCAGCGGAAACGGCGGCGGCGGCGGCGGCAACAAUGAAGACCAAGGCCGUACUCCCGGCGGCGACGACGACCGCAACCCCAACCGCGACGCGCAGCACCCAAGCCUCUGGCAGGCGGUGGCGCUGUGCCUCGCCUUGGUCCUCACGCCCAACGCCCUCCUGGAGCUCAUGAUGAGCCUCUCGCAGCCCCUCCUGGAGCCGCCCUCGGCCACAUCGGAGCGCACGCGUCAACAGCGGCAACGCCUCACCGUCCGCAUCUCCCCCCCGCUCCGCCGUCGCUUCGUGCUGCCACACCACGCCGCCUCCGCCGCCCUAGACGGCGAGGGAGUGCUGGUUCUGAGCCCGGCCAGCGCCGCAGCACGGCUGCUGUUCCCCUCGGGAGGGAAGCAGGCGGCAGGGAUGAGCGCGGAGGGAUCCAUGUGGCUCGCCUCGCGUAUGGCGGCGGAGGAGAUUCGACCGCGACUGAAUGCCGCGGCGCGAGUUGCGGGCCUCGGUGGUGACUUGUGCAGUCUGCCGCUGACGGCGCAGGUUGCGAGUCUGGCGGAUGCGCUGAUGGCUGCGUACGAGAGGGAGGCGAGGCUGGCGGCGCGGCUGAUGACCCGGCGGGCCAUGAGCUUUGUGAUGAAUGAGGAGAAGGUGAACGAGCUGGCCGCCAUGCUGGACGAGUCCACUCGCGCCCUGGCCGCCUCGCAGCGCCGCAUGGGCCAGAUCUCGGAGGGCAUCGAGGCGGUCCGCAUCGAGAUGGAGGGCGACCUGCUGGCCAUGCAGGCGCACGUGCAGGAGCUGUCGGAGCAACGAGAUGCGCUGGUGGCCCAAGCCUCCGCCAGCCACGAGGAGGUCCUCUCCCUGACCGAACAGCUCUCUGCGGCCGAGGCUGCCACCCGUGACCUCGCCUCGCAGCUAGAGACCGCGGAGGCCGCGCGGCAGGAGGUGGGCGCGCAGAUUGCGGACUUUGCCGCUCGUCUCACCCGGCUUGACGGCUCCAUGCGGCUGGUGGCUCAGGAGAGGGACCAGGAGCGGAUGAGGGGCGAGGGACUGCUGGAGCAGCUGAAGCAGGCAUCCCUGCUUGCUGCUUCCCUGGAGGCGGCCCUUGCCUCCCCCAACAACUCGGCCUCGCCCACAAGAACCGACGACACCCUCGCCCAACAAGACUCCUCUCCCUCCUCCUCCCCAACCUCCUCCCCUUCCUUCUCCACCCCCUCCUCCUCUCCCUCCUCCUCCAUCCCCGCCUACGUCAGCGCCCUGCCCGACCAGCUCCGAGCCCUCCUCUCCACCGCCCAGCAACGCACCGCCCGCCUCUCCCAGCUCCAACAGGAGCGCGCGGCCCUGCAGCAGCAACUGGAGCUGCAAGCCACCGCCCGCACCAACGACGCCGAGCUCCUCGAGCGUUCCCAACAGGAGGCUCAGGUGCUGCGCGGAGAGGUCAUGCAGCUCGGGGCGCUGCUAACUCGAGCCACGGAGACCCGUGAGGCACUGGAGAUGGAACUAAGGGCCGCUCAAGACCGUCUGGAUGACCUGCAGGACCGCCUGAGGUUGUCCGUGGAGAAGCUCUCGGAUGCGUACCAGGCGAACAGUAACACCGAGGCGGAGCUGAGGGUGGUGCAGGUGCAGUUGGAGAGCGCCCUCGCCUCGGCGGAUGCCAGUGAGGGCGAGCGGCGGGCUCUCGCGGAGCAGCUCGCGACCACCGUGCUGCAGCUGCAGGCUGCGGAGACGGAACGAGAUUCGCUGUUUCAGCAGCUGGAUCGCAGUCAGCGGGAGCUUGGGACAGCUAGAGGGCACUUGCAGGAAGCGCAACGCCGGGUGGCGGAGGCUCUGUCUGAGAAGGGCACGCUGCGGGCUCAGCUGGGUGAGGUACGGCAGCAGCUGCAGGCGGCGGAGGCGGAGGCUGCGACCAAGGCCAGUCGAUGUCGCGUCGCGGAGGAGGCUGCGUCGGCCAUGUCGCUUCAGUUGUCGGGUGUGCGGGAGGAGGUGGCGGCGGUGGCAGCGAAGCUUCAGAAGGCGCAUGCGGAGGCGCGCUCAGCCAUUGCUGCGAGGGAGGCGCUGGCGGCAAGUGCUGCGGAUCAGCUUCGAGCCGAGGUGGCAAGUCUGCAAGUCCGGCUAGCGGAGACGCAGAAAGUACGGCAACGGGCGGAGCGGGAGGCGGCGGAUCUGCGUGUUGAAAAGGCGAUGUUGGAGACGCAGCUGGCGCAGGCGCAAAAGGCCCUCAAGAUUGAGACGGUGGUGGGCAAGCAGCUGGUGGCCAAGCUCCGUAACGAGCUCGCCGCCACCGUCAAGGCCCUGCAGGAGGCGCAGACUGCUGCGGAAACCGCCCGGGCUGCCGAAACCGCGCAGGCGGCGGCCCUCGAGACUGCCACCUCCAACGCCGCCACCCUGCAAGUCUCCAUUCAGCAGCUGCAGCAGUCCCUGGCGGCGGCGGAGCAGCAACUCGACCGCGACCAUGCAGCCAGCACGGCUGCCAUUGCUGUCGGGGAGGCGCUUCUCGAGGCCCUCCAGGACCGCGAGAGGGAGCUACGGGACCGCGAGGCCACCAACCAGGGCCUCCAGGCGGAGCUGGCGGAGGUGACGGCGCAGCGGGAUCAUGAGCGAGAGGUGGCGCGGGCCACCGCGGAAGCCAAGUCGUUGCUGCAGGCGCAGAUGGCGGAACGGGUGCUGGAGCUACAGUGCCAGUUGGGGCUUGUGGAGGCGGCGUCGACAGAGGCCAGCAACUGGCAUGCCGCGAGAGCGGAGGAGCUCCAGCGCCGGUGUGAGGUCAGCCUUCGGUGCAUCCGUGACUUGCAGGCGCAGCUUGAGAGGAGCGAGGCGGCCAGGAAGGGGCUGUUGCUGGAGAAUGCGGCAGCGGAGCGGCGGCAACAGGAGCUGCAGCAGGUUAUUGCUGCUGGGGAGGCGGAGCAACGGCGACUGCUGUCUCGUGCCACUGCCGCUGAGGCUCAGCGGAGGGAGCUCAUGAACCAGAACAACGCUGCCAAGGUUGUCCGCAAGCAACUCAUGAAGCAGGCCGCGGCUUCGGAGGCUGAUCGGCGCCGGUUUGAGGUGCAGGCGAGGGAGGCGGAGGACAGGCACAAGGCACUUCUCGAGCAGGUUGCGGCUGCGGAGGCGCACCAUCGUGAGCUGUUGGUGAAGGCGGAGGCGGAUAAGGAGCAGCUUCUUGCUCAGACGGCUGCGGUGGAGGCUGAGCGGGAUGAGCUGUUGGCGCUGAAGGAGGCUUCGGAUGGUGAGCGUCUGCAGCUGCUGACACGGGCCGAGGAGGCGGAGAAGCACUGGAAGCAGUUGCUCUUGCAGAAGGCGGCGGCUGAGGCGGAGCGCGACCUGUGGCUGUCACGAGCUGAGGCAGCAGAGGCGGCGAGGGAGGAGCUGCUACAACGAAACGAAGCUGCCGAGGCGGACCGACAGGCUCUGCUGUUGCGGGUUGCCGAUGUUGAGUCGGAGCGUGAUCGGCUGCUAGCCCAGGCGGAGGCAGCGGAGGCGGGGUGGCGGGAGCUGCUAGGGCAGAAUGAAGCCGCGGAAGCAGCACGACAGCAGCUGCUGCAGGAGGUAGAGGCUGCGGAGGCUGCUCGGAACAACCUCCUGCAGCUGAUGCAGCAGGCGGAGGCUGAGCGGGAACAGCUUGUUGCCCGGGCUGAAGCUGCUGAGGCGGAGCGCGAGCGACUGCUUGCACUGAACACCGAGGCUGUGACGCAGCGGCAACAGCUUGUCGAGCGCGCGACAGCUGCGGAGGCCGACCGGGCUGCUCUGCUUGAGCAGGCGGCUAUUGCGGACGCUGAGCGGGAACGCCUGCAGGAGCAGCUCACCAGGGCUGAGGCGGAGCGGCAGAGGCUAGUGGCGGAGGCCGCACGGGCGAAUGCCGCGCGGGCCGGCCUCAUGGCGGAGGUUGCAGCGGCUGAAGCGGCACGUGCGGAGCUCACGCGGCAGGCUGCGGUUGCGGACGCUGAGCUGGAGCGGUUGCUGGCUAGGAACAUGGCGGUAGAGGAGCAGCGGGAGGAGCUCAUUGCGCAAGCUGAGGCGGCGGAGAUGGAGCGGGAACACCUCUUGCAGCGCGCCGCGUUCGCCGAGGCAGAGCGUGAGCGCUUGCUGGACGAGAAUCGAACCGCGGAGGAGGAGAAGCAACAGCUCUUGGAGCAGGCGGCGGCGGCGGAGGUGCAGCGAAUGAACCUCUUGGCCCGGGUUGCGGACUACGAGGUGGAGCGUGAGGUGCUUAUGGCGCAUGCAAACGCUGCGGAGGCGGAACGGCAGCUCCUGCUGUCACAAAACGCUGAGGUCCGGGCGCAGCGGGAGCAGAUGGUUGAGCAGGCGGCGGCUGCCCAGGCGGAGCAUGAUCAGCUUCUGCAGCGCGCUAUCGAUGCUGAGGCGGAGCGGCAGCGACUGCUUGCUCAGCACGCUGAGAUGGAGGCAGAGCGGCAGAGGCUAGUCGAGCAUGCGGCAGCGACCGAGGCCCAGCGGAGAGAUCUGGUGGAGCAGGUUGCGGCGGCUGAGGCUUCACGGCAAGUGCUGCUAGACCAGGCUGAUGUGGCGGCAGAAGAGCGUCGGCGCCUGCUGCAGCAAAACGAGGAGGUGGAGCUGGAACGGCAGCAGCUGUUGCAGCUGGCAGAGGCGAGGGAAGCGGAAAGGGGGCACCUAGCGCAACAGGUCGAGGCAGCGGAGACGGAGCGGCUAAGGCUCCUCUCGCAAGCCGAGGCUGCGGAGGCUGAGCAGCGGCGCUUGAUGGAGCUUAACGCGACCGUGGAAUCCGAGCUGCAACGACUGGUGGCUCAUGCAGCCAUGACGGAUGCAGAGCGGAGGCAAUUGCAUGAGCAAGCAGUCAUCGCUGCGGCCGAGCAGCGGCGGCUACUGGCUCAGCUUGCGGAGGCGGAGGAGGCGCGUCGGCAGCUGCAGGAGCAGGUGGAGGAGGCGGAUGCUCAGCGGGAGGACUUGCUGGCUAGGGUUGCGGAGGCGGCGACGGAGCGGGAACAGCUCCUCCUGCGUGCAACCGCCGCCGAGGCCGAGCUAGAGCGUCUCCUGGCUGACAGAGAAGCAGCGGAUGCAGAGCGGCAGCGGCUGCUGGAGCAGUUGGGAGCGGCGGAGGCGGAGCGGGAGGCCCUCAUGACGCGUGUGUCGGAGGCCGAGGCGGAGCGCAUGGAGCUUCUGCAGCAAGCAGCUGAAGCCGAGCUCGAGCGGCAGGCCUUGGUCGCCCAAAACACAGCCGCUGAGGAGGCCCGUCAGCAGCUCUUGGAGCAGGCAGCGGUGGCGCAGGCAGAGCGGGAGCACCUCUUGGCGCGGGCGGCAGCAGCGGAGUCUCAGCGUAACGAGCUCCUGGUGCGUGCUACCGCUGCCGAGGCGGAGCGGCAGCGGCUCCUGGACGAGCAUGCGGAGGCCGAGGAGGAACGGCAGCGCCUGAUGGAGCAGGUGGCGGAGGUGCAGGCCGAACGCGAGGAGCUCCGGGCAGCCAACGCGGCCUUGGAGGUUGCGCGGCUGCAGCUGGUUGAGCAGGCUACAGCGGUCACCCGGGAACGUGACGAGCUGCUGUCGCAGCGGGAUGUUGCGGACACGGAGCGGCGGGAGCUGCUAGAGCUCGCGAUGGCUGCAGAGGCUGCCAGGCGGGCGCUGCUGACUGAGGUUGCUGCCUCGGUGGCUCAACGGCAACAGCUUUUGGAGCGAGCGGAGGCUGCGGAGGAGGCGUUGCAGCAGCUGCAAGGACGCAACGCAGCUCUUGAGGAGGAGCGGGAGCGGCUCUUGAGGGAGGCUGAUGCCGCCGCGGAUGAACGCGUGGGGCUGUUGGCUCAGGUGGCUGCGGCGGAGGCUGAGAGGCUGCAGCUUAUCGAGGCGGCGGAGGCGGCGGCGGUGGAGCGGAUGGGGCUGCUACAGCAGGCCGCGGUUGCUGAGGCUGAACGCAGCGAGCUGCUUCGGCAAAAAGCCGAGUUGGAGGCUGAGCGAGGACAGCUGUUGGUGCAGGCGGCCGUGGCGGAUGCAGCGCGUACCGAGCUUCUUGAGCAGAACGAGGCUGCCGAGGCUGAGUGCAGGAGGCUGCUGACUCAGGCUGUAGCAGCGGAGGCCGAGCUUCAGGAGUUGCGAGAGCAGCUCUUGGCGCAGGGUGCUGCCUCGGAGGCGGAACGAGAGGCUCUGUUGCAGCGCGCGACCACUGCCGAGGCACAGAGGGCUCAGUUCUAUGAGCAGUACAACGCUGCUGAGGCUGGCCGGCAAGCGCUGCUGACCCGUACGGAGGCGUUGGAGGCUGAGCGGGGUGAGCUCCUUGCGAGGCUGGGUGCUGCAGAGGCGGAGCAAGCGCGGCUGCUGCGGCAAGCUGAAAUCGCCAAUGCCGAGAAGGAUGACCUGCUAGCCCUCGCGACGUCAGCAGAGUCAGCGCGCAGGGAGCUGAUAGCGCAGAAUGCAGCAGCUGAGGCCGACCGGGAGCGGUUGAUCAACCAGGCUGUUCGGCUGGAAACCCAGCGCGGCGGGCUGCUGGCUAGGCUGGAGGCAUCGGAGGCGGAACGUGACCAGCUUAUAGUCAACCUGCAAGGAGCCGCCGCCUCCCGCCAAUCGCUUGAAGCCAGGAUCGCAAGCGAGGAAGCCGCCAAGGGCGAGCUGCAGGUCCUCCUCCAUACCACGGAGGCCGCCCGCGCAGACGCCCUGGCACAGCUCUCGGACGCCAACUCCUCCCUCUCAUCACUCCAGCAGCAACUCCAGCGGGCCAACGCUGAGCGGCAGCACCUGGAGCAGCAGCUCUCCUCUGCGGUAGAGGAGCGGGCCGGGCUGCAGGAGCGGCUGGCGGAGGCGGAGGCGGCGCACCGGCACCUGCAGACCUGCUUUGGGGUUGCGGAGGAUGCCCGGCAGCAGCUGGAGGCGCAGGUGACGGCUGCGGAUGCGGCUUUGCUGGAGCUCCGGGAUACCGUCAGCAGCGCGCAGGCGGCUCGUGCGGAGGUGGUCUCACUGCGGGAGAGCGCUGCUGCGGCCCGGGAGGCGUCGCAUGCUCAGCUGGAGGCUGCUCAGAGGACGAGUGCGCAGCUGCAGGAGCAGCUAAGUGCUUCCGAGGCGGCAUGCGAGGAGCUGAAGGCGCAGCUGGAGGAGUCGGAUGCAACCCUGGGUCAGAUGCUGGACCAGUUGGUGGCAGGCGAGGCGGCGCAUCAGGCCCUGCAGAGGGAAUUCGAAGCGUCGCAGGCUGCAUGUGCGCAGAUGCAGGCGCAGCUGGCACGUGUGGAGGCCGCGGCUCAUGAUUUACAGGCGCGGGUUGGGGUGUAUGAGGAGCACCGGCAGCAGCUCACGGAGCGGUUGAAUGUGUCGGAGGCGGCGAUCCCGCAGCUCCUGGCGCAGCUGGACGCUGCCGGGGAGGCACGUGCGGACCUGUCGUCGCGGCUGAGCGAGUCGGAGGCUGGUCGGCAGUUUCUUCAGGAGCAAAUGGACAAGAUGGUGCGGCGGCUGGCGGCGGCGCAGGACGCGGCGGUCAUUAAGCGCAUGACGCAGCGGACUGCCGUACAGGAGCAGCUGGAGGAGCUCACGGCGGCGGUGGCGCAGGAGAGGGAGCAGUCCCGCGCUCGGGAGGAGGGGCUGGUGGAGGAGGUGGCGGCGCUGCAGGCGACGGUAACUCAGCAGGCGAUAAGCGGUGCUGUCCGCGUCGCCAUGGCGCGCGCCUGCUGGCAAGCCGCUGAGGAGGAACGCCAGGCCCUGCUAGAGGAGCAGCAGCAAGAGCAGCAGCAGUUUGCGAGCGAGCGGGAUGCGCUAACAGAAGCAGCGGCAUCCUUGCAGGCGGAGGCGGAUGCGCAGAUUGUCCGCAGCACCGUCCGGGUCGCCAUGGCGCGCGCCUGCUGGCGGGCUGCGGAGGACGACCUGCGGGCGCUGCUGGGAGACCCGGAGGUCCUGCGCCGAUCCGUGACCCUAAGCUACGAACAGGGGACCAUUGAUGAGCAGCUUCUUCGAUCAGCACUGGUGCGGGCUAGUUGGCCUGCGUCGGAGGACACGGUCCUCUCUUUGCAGGAGGAGCACCUCUUGGCUCUGCAGCAGCAGCAAGAGCGCGAGCAGCAGGAGGUGGCAAGGCUACAAGCGCAGUUCCAAGCGGCCGCCGACCGGCAAAUCGUCCGUACCAUUGUCCGCGUCGCUCUUGCUCGCGCCUGCUGGCGUGCCGCCGAGGAGGAGCGUAGGGCCCUUCAGGACGAGCUGUACGAGCUGACCACCGGAUUUGGAUCCGAGUACGACUCGCAGGGCGUUACAGGGGAGUCCCUGGCGGGUGCUGGCCUCCCCGGCACCCCCCACGGCGCCCAGCCGCAGAGCGGUCUGGGCAGCCGUUCUGAGGGCCGCUCACUCGGGGGUGCGACUCCGUUUGGCCGCUCACAGCACGGUUCUGAGGAGGACUCGACGGGUUCACGGCUGCAAGACAUCGAGUCACAGCUCGACGUCGUGCGGAGGCGGCUGGUGGAGUUGCGGCCCCAGACGGCCAGCCGCAUGGCCGCAGUGGACGCGGCACUGCAGGUGCCCAGCUCCUUUGCGGAGAUGUUCCGGCGGUCGGAGCACGGGGCCGGGAUGGAGCCGCUGGACCAGCUGUCAGACUCCACCAUAGGAACGCCGGUGCGGCAGGUUUCGGAGGACAGCACCGAGGCGGCGCAGCGCCCUCGCGUCCGCCGGGACUCGUUCAGUAUGGUGCCCGACCUGUGCAGCCUGGGAACCAUGCUGGACGCCAACGCGGGAGCCCAGCCCACCACCUCGGUGGCAGCUGACCCACGGGUCGUCGCCACGCGGGACAUUGAGGACACCGCACAGGCCCCCUACGCGCCCGCUGCGCCGUUCAGCACCCCCGCCACCACCUACCGGAUCGCGGGUCAGGCCCGCGCGUCGCGGCUUGUGGCCACCUCUGCUGCCGUACAAGCGGAGGGCGACAUGUUCAGCCCCACACCUGCGGUCUCGCCCUCCAUUGAGGAGCAGAUUGCCUUCUUCCGGGCGCAGCUCAGUGAGGCUGAGGAGACGAGUCGGCGGCUGGGAACGCGGUUGGAUGCAGCUCGUCAGCUGCCCGCCUCGGGCAUCCUGGAGACCGUUGCGGCCCAAAUGCAAGCCAAGGGGCAGAGCACACCGGUGGCGACCCCAAGCUGCGACACCCGCAAUUCGGACAUGCUCCACGACGGCGACACCGAGUACAACUCCUGCUGCCAAGACCGCCUGCUUCACGAGUUCAGUGCGGGUGUCUCGGUCGCCAGUCCAUCCCCGCUGGACUUCCCUGCCGUCGCCUACGCGCUGAUUGCCCUUCGGAACGGCAUUCAAGGCAUGCUGACACAGCAACACCCCGGCCUUCACCAGCAGCAGCAACAACAACAGCAACAAGACAAGCCGCAGCAGCCGCAACAGCCGCCAGAGCAUCGACCAGGUAGUGCCGGCGGCGGCUCCGAAACCCUCGCCGCUUUGCUGAGCCACGUGCAAGUGCUGGAGGACCAGCUCCUGGGGGGCACCGUUGCCUCGUUGCAGCUACCCUCGGCGCUACCUCAGUUGCACUACCAGCCUCCGCCACCCCUCGCCCCCAUGCUGCUCUCCGCCCCACGCUCCACCGGCCCAUCCCGCUACGCAGCCAUUGCAGAGGCUGACGGGGAGGGUGAGGGCGACGCGGACACUGCUGAAGUGGUAGAUACGGGCGUGCACGGAGAAGGAGACCACAGAGACGAAGGCGGUCAGGCAGCGUUGUUCUCACCCCUGCCCAGCCGAGCGACAUCCACCCUCAGCGAGUCCCCCUUGCUCAUGGCGACUGACGCCAUGGCGCCACACUGCGUGCUCACCAUAACGGACGAUCCAAACCACCAACCGCAGCAACAGCACCUCCACCUCCACCAGAUCCAGCAGCUGGCCCAGGCAAGGCUGCCUCGCCGCAGCAGCGGAGGCGGUGCCCUGGUGAAGCCCGCUCCCCUGCCCGUGGUCGCCGGCUCCACCAAGGACAGUCCCGGCAGCUCCCCGGCGCCCCCCCACCGUGUCGUCGCCUCCAUCCAAGCCCUCGCCUACGAGGACUCCAUGACGCAGGUGGCGCCCAUGGUGCCAGACGCAGCCGCGGAGUCGACUUCCGAGUCGGGCUCUGAGGAUGGUAUGUGGGAUGAGGAGGCCGCAGCGCCUCGGGGGCAGACGGAUCAGUCCUCGGCGGCUGGCAUGGCAGGCGCUGCGGUGGCUGCUGCUGUUGCCCCUGCCCGGGAGCAUCUUGCGACGAUGCCAGCCUUGCAAAGUGGACGGUACGACAGCGGUGAGCCAUACGGUUGGCGCAGCGGCAGAGGGUUGCCUCUUGCAGGAGGGCAGCCACAGCAGCAGCUCACAACAGCUGCUGGUGAGGAGAGCGAGGAGGUGGGCUUUGUCACAGCCAGGGCCAUGGAGCCCCCGCCGUCCUCGUCCUCGUUUCUGCAUGCUGCCGCUGGGUCGCAUCAUCAUCACCAUCAUCAUCACCACCACCAUCAGCCGCCACCACCUGUAGUUCCGCCGCCGGUGUCUCGGCCGCCGUCGCAGUCGGAAAUUGAGGUGGCGGAAGAGGACUCGGAGACCCAGCAUGUUGCGCAGCGGUGCAUGGUGUUGGAGCUGUCGGACGUGACGGGCAGCGGUGCGCCUGCAGGCACCGCCUCUGACAACUCCCUGACCCCCGGCGCUGCCGCUGCACCCGCGGUGUACUCAAAUGCUGCCAUGUGGGCAUCCCUUCCGUCCUCUGGCGCCUUUUACGACCCUGCCCCUACCGACACCUCGGUUCUCUCCCGUCCGGACCAGGAAUCCUUGGACACAGCCGCCACCGCCGCCGCCCUCACACCCAGCGCCUUCACGCCGGAGCCCUUGGAUCCGGACGCCGCAGAGCACAUGCUGCGGUUCAACAACCCCUACUUUGCUUCCACACCCACAGCUAGUGAUGCCGCCGCUAUCUCGCACGGGCUAGGCAUGGGCGCCAACAUCCUCAACCGACAGGGCAACGGUUGGUCGCCAUACAAGGGGCCCGUGCAUGGGAUCAUUGGGCGGCGGGUUCCGGAGGGGCUCCCCGGUCUGCUUGUGUCUGAGAGCGUGAACCUGGCUGCGGCAUCUCGAGCGGCACGGAGGGGGGCGGUCGUCAGCGACAGCGGUGGAGAUGCUGAAGCGCAGCCCUCGGGCGUGCAUGACGGCCGCACCUCCUCUCCGGGAGAGGGCCGCACCGCCUCCAUGUCCGGCUCCACCGGCGGCGCCACCACUCGCAGCUCAGCGGCCUCCAACGCCGGCGCCAUGCUAGCUCCCUCGCAACCCGCCCCGCUGCGUGCGGCCCACCCCGGGGAGGCCGCCUCGCUGCAUGGCAGUGUGACGGACAGCACCGGGCUGGGUCCGUUCGGGGUGGGUGCGCGCGCGGACAGGGGCGCCACUGGCCUGCCGCCAGGCGGCCAACAAAGCCGUGCAGCCCCGCGCUUCUUCCUUCGGUUGCCUUCUCGCCAGCAAUCCAGGACGUCCCCUGUCUACCCAGACCACACGCCUACCCACGAGGGCGGCCCUGUAGAGGACAACGCCAGCCGAUCCAGCGCGCACGAGCAACAGGCACCUACAACUGACGACUCCAGCAUUGGCGUUUUGCCCUUGCCGCCUCUCUCUGCCACUGCUGCCGCGGCCGGCGGCGGCUUGUCUGCGCUGCCCCCGAUGUCUGGCGUAAAGCACAAGUCGAAGAAGACCAGUCUGCUGGGCAAGAUCAAGCGCGCUAUAGGUGUGGGACGGAGCAACGGUGGCAGCACAGUUGCUGAUGCCUUUUCACGGCUGGCGAGGCGGGCCGACCAGUGAGUUGGUUUGGCGGUAGGCUACCUUGCCUAUCUACGGUGGUGUUGCUUGGAAAGGACGGAUGCAAAGCUUACGUACGUUGACGCCCAGAGGCAUGUUGCUACCGUUGAAGCAAGGAAACCCGCCAGCAGGGAGCACAGCUGUUGAUCGUUUUGCUGUUCCCGUUGUAGUUGUGCUUAACGUCUCGAUCACACACUUGCUAGGCCACACCAGCUAAUACGUGGCUCAUGCAGGAUGCAUGUGGGCCAGUGUUGUGUGGUAGGACUUGUGUUGCCUGAUGCAGUAGUAGUGACGAUGCCCCCUGAUCUUGUGUUGUUGUUGACCUUUAUUUGCGCAUCCCCCACUCGAAUGUACAAGCGCGAUCCGGUGUGUGUCCUGUAGUGUAUAGCAUUCCCAAAUUAGAACAACUCAGGAUGAGGUAGGCACAUGUGCGAUCUUGCUGUACUCGACUGCUGCGGAGGUGUUGCUUGUUUAGGACAGCUGGUUGCGUUGGGGUCGUUGGCGCCUGCAGAACUGACCGUAGUAUUGAAAGCCAGCAUUCUGGCAGAUAAGCGCGUGUGAUUUUGGAUGGCAGCAUAGUGAACGCAAGAGCGACCAAGUGAGAUCGCAGUAUGACAGGACACAGCUGCAGUGGGGUAGGUUGGCAUUGUGCGAUGGGCACGCAGGGCUAGCCGCAGGUGGUUUAGACGGACGUGUUUAUGGCGACGAUGGGCUCUUCAAUGUUGUGGAUAGCGCCACAGCAUUGAAUGCACCAGAGGCUAUGAGAAGACGGUCAUGACGUCCCAACCCACGCUCGUUUAUCGUAUAUAAGAGGUGGCGUGGAGCGUGCAGGGGCUAGUUGAGCAGGUGACUGUGCAGUGGUCUUGUAUGGGUGUGGGAGUGCAGUGCUGGCGUGACCUCGACUGAGACUUAUUUGCGCGGUUUUGCCCGUGGACAGCAGGGUUUUUAUUUUUGCGUGGGGAGAUUGGCUGGUGUUCAGAAGGCAUUAUCGCUGUGCCACCUUCUGAGGGACAGUAGGCGUGCAUGUUAACUGCGAUCUUUGUAGUUGUACGGGGCAUAUUAUGUGACCCUCUUUCUUUGUUACACAGUAAUAUAUGAUUGGUACGGGGUAAUCCACGGAUUUUCUUCUACAGGAGUUGAGCAUGCUUGCCGCUCCUUUGCCGCAGUUGUGGUGCCUUGCAUUGUUCUGAUAGCUUGGGGUGCUUUGCAGUAUUAUAUAAUGGUGCUGUGUGUGCUGUUGGAAGGCAUUUCAUGUUGACUAUUGUUCGUGGGGAAGGCUGUAGUGCUUGACAGGGGCGGCCAUACCUCGCAUGUUUGGUGUAACCCUCAGCCCCAG
Astrephomene gubernaculifera is the source of this 14185-nucleotide messenger RNA. Lineage: Eukaryota; Viridiplantae; Chlorophyta; Chlorophyceae; Chlamydomonadales; Astrephomenaceae. The record is from the annotation of a GenBank genome assembly.